Diaporthe amygdali is the source of this 1782-nucleotide messenger RNA. RefSeq lists its product as uncharacterized. Gene Ontology annotation, molecular function: protein serine/threonine kinase activity; ATP binding. The record is from RefSeq and is a predicted model, not a curated record. The transcript is spliced from 4 exons. Lineage: Eukaryota; Fungi; Ascomycota; Sordariomycetes; Diaporthales; Diaporthaceae. Bases 1 to 1782 code for a protein of 593 amino acids. Gene Ontology annotation, biological process: peptidyl-threonine phosphorylation; peptidyl-serine phosphorylation.
AUGCAGGCUGAGAUGUCACAUCAUUCGGGACCGGAAAAUGCCACCAACCCACCUCACAUCGGUAAUCAAGGACAAGCCAUCCGGGACAGGAUUACGCAGGCACUCCUGCGCGCAUCGGAAAAGGACUGCAACGACUCUCGCAAUCGUUUCAUACCCCGAGCCGCUUUAAUUGAAAUAAUCAAUAUCGAAGAAGUGGGAGAAAUUCUGAAUGCGAGGGAAGAUGCGGAUCGUUGGCAAGAUGUGGCACAGGAUAUCUGUCCAGCCCACCAGGGAUGCGCCUGCGGUUGGAGGUACUGCACGGGACGACGAAUGAUCUUCGCGACACUGCUGCUCUGCCGCAGAGAAGAGCUCAUGCUAUCCCGUUUCUAUCUCGGAAAUCCACAACUCUGCGAUAAGGACCUGCCUCUCAACUCAGACUUCUUCAAUAGUACCGACCUCAAUGUCAGCGCAAGAGAGAGGGAGCUUUUUAUAUAUACGCAGUGGCAAGUGUACACGCCAUUUCUCACCGAAUUUGGCACAGGAAACAACCAGGCAGUCGAAGAGCUUCCCAUGGAGGUUUCAUUGCCCUGGAGAGAAAAAGCAAGAAUAGGAAAGCCCAUCCUAGGUGAAGUGUCUUACGUGGAACGAAUUGAGAUCUAUCCUGACAGUCAUGACUUGGACAGCGACCAAGUUUUCGCUUUGAAGACCUUCGAGCAGAGGCUAGCUGCCGGACUAUCAGAGGAGAAGUUUCAACUAGAGGUUCAGGCCAACGACGACGCGCCGAGACACAACCGCAUCGUUCGCCUUCUCUCAGCAUUCGCCUAUCGUGACCGAUAUUACCUCUUGUUUCCUUUCGCUAAUGAAGGGAGCCUGGAGAAGCUCUGGAAAUCGUACACACCAGACGGAGUCAUUCAACAUGUCACGCCAGUGAGAGUAGCAGAUUGGUAUUCGGAUGAAUGGCUUCUUGGCGAAUGCCUUGGGAUCGCCGAGGCAUUGGUGGCGACUCACAACCUCGCGGAUGAUCAUCUUGAGAGAACGAACGCUCUGUUGCAUGCGGACAUCAAGCCGGAAAACAUCCUCUGUUUUCGAGAUUCUGGUUCCGACCAGUUCAGUAUACCUGUGGUACUGAAGCUUGCAGACUUCGGGGAAGCUAGACGAUUUGAGCCGAACGAGGAUUUGAAGGCCAGCAAAGUGGCCCACGUUAAGACCUAUCGACCGCCUGAGCACUAUCCUGGAAGUCUCAUCACACUCAACUACGAUGUAUGGUGUCUUGGGUGCUUGUUUCUGGACUUUGUCACCUGGGCAAUAUUGGGCCAGGAUGGUAUAGAUUCCUUCCGAAAAAUGCGUGAGGAAGAAGAAGACGACCCAGCCGUCACUGAGGCCCCUGGACAAUUGAUCGAGGAUACGUUCUUCAAAAUAGUCAAGCAAGAGCCUACGCCUUUCCUCUUUAACAGGCUGCGCUGGGGAUGCAACAGGAAGUUGAAAGUCGAGUCGAGACGCGCCACAAUGCGAUAUUCUCUGUGGGCUGGCUCGCAUGUAAACAUUAGCUCGAGGGUGAGGGAUGCAGUUAUUUCGCAUCUGAGGGCUCUACAACAACAUGGUAGGUGCAGUGAUCAACUGAAACAAGUACUCUUGUUCGUCGGAGAGAAAAUGCUGGUUGUGGACCCUGGAGAACGCGCAAGCUCUCUCGAAGUCUACGUUUGGUUUGACGAUACAGACCAUAUAAUAUUCAAGGGACAAGAGAGCUGGAAAACAAUUUGCAAGUCAAGUUCGGCUUUCGCAAAGAGUGCCGACAAAGUCUGA